Nelumbo nucifera (sacred lotus) is the source of this 2110-nucleotide messenger RNA. It is a transcript of the gene BBX27, whose product is annotated as B-box zinc finger family protein. The record is from RefSeq and is a predicted model, not a curated record. Gene Ontology annotation, molecular function: protein binding; zinc ion binding. Lineage: Eukaryota; Viridiplantae; Streptophyta; Magnoliopsida; Proteales; Nelumbonaceae.
GGAAACUCCAAAAGAGAAGCUGAAACAGCAGAGAAAUGUGCAUGGUGAAAAUUGGCUUAUGGCAUGGGUUUCUUAAACUAUGAUCAGUCAUUAAUUUGAAUUUCUCUGGUAGAGAGCUUCGUUGCAAUUUGCAUAAUUUGAUUUGAGAAGUGGGUAGAAUUGUGGAUUUCUGAUAGGAAUGCAGGAGAAAUUCCAUUGGUUGUUUCAGCUUUUCUGAUUCUAGGACCUUGGUUGAUCAGGGAACAUUUACAUGGAAACUGAUUUUAUCUUCAACAAUCUAAGAGUCUGGGAUGUUGAAUUUAUCACUGGAUAUGAUUUUGAUGUUCCGUGGAUAAAUUUCAUGUUGGAAAUUGUCAGAGAAUUUGAAAUUUCUUUAUGUUAAGCGAACGGUUUAGAAACUAAGAAAAUGGAGAAAGUGUGUGAAUUUUGUGCGGAAUCCAAGCCUGUGGUGUACUGCAAGGCUGAUGCAGCAUAUCUUUGCCUUUCUUGUGAUUCACGGGUUCAUUCAGCUAAUUCUUUGUCUGAGAAGCAUUUCCGAGCCCUUCUUUGUGAUGGUUGCAGAAAUCAUCCGGCAUAUUCCCGGUGCUUGGAUCAUCGGAUGCUCAUGUGUCAUGGUUGUGACCAGAAGCUUCAUGCAAUCGAUUCCCAGCAUAAAAAACGAGCAAUGAGUAGUUACAGGGGUUGCCCCUCUGCCAGGGAUUUUGCAGUUUUAUGGGGUUAUGACUUAAAUGAGCUUUGUGCCAGUGGUUUUCAAGAUCAGCUUGUCUCAGCCUCAUCUGGUUCUCUAUCUCCCAGUGUGGCAAAUUUGGACAUUGCAAGAAACUUAUGCCCAUUGACUGAAGUGUCUUCUUUGACGGAAGUGGAAUCAAACAGUCUACAAGGCACGCAGCGAGAAACUUGCAUCAUUCUGCAACAAAUUCUUGACUUAGAAAGGCUUCAGCUCACAGAGAGAAAGAGUCAUUCUUCUUUGAUCCGUGCAGAAAUGCAAGCUGACAUAUACUCAUCUAAAAACAAUAAUUCAGGCCCACUCGGUGAAGAUCUUGAUCAUAACUUCUUAAAUCCUCAAGGUCUUAGUAUUGAUAUUCAACAAAUGGACAGAAUGAAUCAUGAGUUACAAGUGCAGCCUUUUCCCUUGCCUUUCUCUCAACUGGAGCUGUUAAACUCUUCUUCAAGUUCUGAAAUUCCUUUGCAUGGAGACAUAUAUUGGCAGUGCAAGAGUCCAGCUCAGACUAGCCAGCUGUGGACUCAAACUAUGGAAGAUCUUGAAAUUUGUGAGGAAACUGUUUGCAAUGAUGAUUUUAAUAUACCUGAUGUUGAUCUGACAUUCCAAAAUUAUGAAGAACUAUUUAGUGGUGAUCAAGAUCAUAUUAGAUCGUUAUUUGGUGAGAAGGACAUUGGUUUCUCCUCCAUGGACAAGGAUAUAUCCCUUGAAAAAUCAGAUAAUGGCUAUUCAAGAGCAAUAGAGGAUAUUUCAGUUGUUCCAUCUGUUUAUGUCUCUCAAUCAUCUCAUCAAUACAAAAGCAUUGGACACUCUGAUCAAUCUUAUCAAAUUGGUGGAAGCAUGGAUUCUCAUCAUUUAAUUCGACCAUCUUACUCAUGUUUGCCAUUCUCUGUUUCAAGGCUCAGUGCUGAAAGCAGUGCCUCCGAUUGUCUUGACAGUGGAAUUUCUCCCAACACUAUACAAGCAUCAUGGAAUUCACCAGAUGUGGAGAAUACUCAUUCUGAAGCCAAAGAAAAUGCCAUGAUUAGGUACAAAGAGAAGAAAAUGGCUCGGACGUAUGAGAAACGAAUUCGAUAUGCUUCUAGAAAAGCUACAGCUGAUGUAAGGAAACGGGUCAAAGGAAGAUUUGUCAAGGCAGAAGUAUAUGAAUCUGAUACUAUUAAUAUGACAAGAAGCUGUUGAAUACAUUUUUCGUUGUUCUGUCAUUCUUGGUUUUGUACAUAUUCAAUCUGAUACAAGUUGGAACCAGGUUGUCUGGUAUUCACCACUUGUAUUAAUUCAGUUUAUUUCAUUCUCUGGGCCUUGCAUAUGCAUGAGCCAUGUCAUGUUUUAUUGAAGCAAAAAAGCAAUAAAGCUAGAAGCUUGGUAUUCAUAAAUAUUUUUUUCUCU